This is a messenger RNA of Microdochium trichocladiopsis, 2439 nucleotides long. RefSeq lists its product as uncharacterized. NCBI's taxonomy places the organism in Eukaryota, Fungi, Ascomycota, Sordariomycetes, Xylariales, Microdochiaceae. The transcript has a single exon. The coding region runs from base 1 to 2439 and encodes 812 amino acids. The record is from RefSeq and is a predicted model, not a curated record.
AUGGACGGCUCUAAGCAUCCUCCCACCGGCUACGUGUUCCGUCAUCGUCACGGCGCUUAUCGAACAACACCCUGGCGCCCAAAUGGACACGCCGCUGCCGACUUGAGCAACAAUGCCGUCAACAAUGCCACCGAUGAGACCACCACCCACAGCUCCCAGCAAACGCUACCGGGAACAAAUCGAACAACUCCCCGAGAAUAUUCUGAGAUGACACGAUUCUCCAAGCUGUUGGUGAUGUACAGCAAUGACUUGGACACGUGGUCCAGAGCUUCCUCCUCGCCACGAAACCAUGGACGAGCCAGAGAAAUCAGACAACACAGAGUGACCGACAAGGCCUGGAAACGCUUCGUUCUGACCUUGGUGCAAGGGGCACUGCCCGGAAAGCUGAUCAGCAUUCUCCAAGGCCAUUUCCCCGCAGCACGGGACAGCAACCAGUCAACUGCCGGGCACACCAGCCAACAAGUCAUAGACAAUCCGACGACAUCGGAUGGUGUUCACCUUCUACCAUCAGAUCUCUUUUCAGAAAUCAUGUCUCCGGAAUCUUCAAGUCGACCUGUGCAGCAGAGCACCACAAUAAGGCCUGCACUGCUCCCUCGCCAAAUCGCGACAGAUUCACCCGACAAUGUGCACUUUAUUCAGAGUGCGCAGAUCGACCGCGAAACCACGCUCUUCGCCCCCCAUGUGCUUGAGCUGGUGGUUGAGCUGGCUCAAUACAGGAUAGUUUGGGAUGCUACAACUUUUCAGAGAAACUUUGGACGCGACCACGAGAUAUUCGAGAGUGAGGCGUCCUCAACAACUAUGAGGCUCUCUUUCUCGAAGGACGUUCCCCGACUGUGGCAUUUCAAGGCGGCCUUGGCCGACAGAGUCCAUUACAUUAGCAGAUUUAGCCGGUGGUACGCUGAAGCGAAAGAAGGAUUCCCGGCUGCAAAUCGCCCGUUCAUCGACUGGCCACACUUCUCCAGCGCUGACCUGACUUUGGAUGCAUACCUUUUCCGCACAGGGAUUCUGGAUGAACAAUAUGCGCGAAGCAAUCGCCCUUUUCGAUACCGGGAUGACAUCCUUUGCCAAAUGUAUGGUCUGGGUCUCCACGAGCUGGCCUGUAUAUUGGACGAACCGAACGAAGGCGAGAAAGUGGAGUAUAUACAGACGCUCGAGACCUUCCACACAUUGACUUGUGUCCUUGGACCGACACCUGUAGAGGAUAUUGCGGAACAGACCACGUGGGUGUCCUUUGCAGUCAGAAAUCAUGCCCUUGCUCUUAAGGGGAUUUCCAAGGCCGGUAACGUAUUUCAGACGCGCAAGGCUAAGCAACGCGAGUUCACCAUCACGAAGCUCCUUGUGGACGCUGUCGUCAAUAAUAUUGAGUCCGUUGCAAAAGCCACAGGCAGACAUCCUUGCCGUAGCAUUCAGCAGCAGUGGCGCUGCACCGACGGCUCCAUCAAGGAAGGCGACUGGGACAGACUGCCCAACGCGGACAAAUACAGACUUCUUGGAUACAAUUCCGGCUUGAUCAUGCGCUUUAUCGGUCAUGGACCACAGCCAACAUGGUUGCAGCAGCAGAAACAGCUCCAGGCUACAUCUGGUAGGCUUGCGUACAACAUGGACGUUCCCACGCCUGAUAUCAACUCUCGCCAUUCACAGAUUGCCCUGCGGCCACAAUGGGCGGAAGCUGGGGCGAGAAGCCCCCAUUCUGUCGCCCCUACAGACCAGAAAUCCCAAGUCUACCACGAACGUUCUGGCCGACCAUCCUCUAUCGGUGGCAUGGGAAGCCAGUGGUCUGUGAAUCCAAACAACCAAACUUGGCAGACAGCAGCGGCACCCCCGGCAACUCAGUAUCAGCAGCAAAGUGCCCAAAGACCUACGACGUACUCAAUCCCGCCAUUUGAACCACGUCAGUCUCAGCAGACACAGGAUUCCGAGCGUGUCGGGUACUCCCAUCUCAAGGCUUUGGCCCUACGUCUGCAAUCCAAUCGGCGCGUUACAACAAGUCAAGCAUCGAAUAUCCAGAGACACGCGAGUGGCACGGUAGCUCAUCGUCGAUCAACGAUUCCUCCAAGCGCUGGGUCUGUUGGUCCAGGACACGGUGUCGCAAGCAUGGGCGGCACUUUCGAUUCCGUCGGCGACCAUGCCAGGCAUGAGACCAGCACCAAAAGCCGCAGCAGUACCGAAUACAAUACCACACAUAGUGGCGAUGCCAGCACCAACGCUAGCACCUGGACCACCCAAGCUGCUCUCCCUUUUGAUCAUCCUCGAAUCCGCGCCAUAUGGGGGGUUGGCAACGGUGACAACAACAGCCAAACCCCUUCUAGGACCAACAUCUGGGCUCCGACCGCCGAGGAGAUCGCGAUGCUCUCGCAGCGCCAGACGAACGGCAUGACUGCUAGAGUGGGCCUGGGAUCAAUACUAGCUGCUUAUCCCAUUGGCGAGGAGGAAAAUUAG